This is a messenger RNA of Gilbertella persicaria, 1281 nucleotides long. RefSeq lists its product as uncharacterized. The record is from RefSeq and is a predicted model, not a curated record. NCBI's taxonomy places the organism in Eukaryota, Fungi, Mucoromycota, Mucoromycetes, Mucorales, Choanephoraceae. The coding region runs from base 171 to 1133 and encodes 320 amino acids. The transcript is spliced from 4 exons.
UUUUGUUCAUACACUCUAAAAAGGCAUAUCGAAAAUUAGCAUUAAAAUACCAUCCUGAUAAAAAUCCAACAAGUGCAGACAGAUUUAAAGAGAUAAGCCACGCCUAUGAAGUAUUAAGCGACGAACAUAAACGAAGGGUGUACGACAAAUACGGCGACUUGGGGCUUCAAAUGAUGGACACGGUAAUCAGCCCAUUGUUUGAUCCACAGAUUGAUUCGUUAUUAUGCACUUUUCUGGUGACAGUAUCACUCUUAUUUACACUCUUGAUUCUCUUCUUUGGCUUGUUGGUUGUUCGCAUUGAUGGAAUCGUGUUAUGGCCAUGGCCAUUUGUGUGGAUACCAGCAUGGAUAGUGGAUUUUAUUCUCUUGUUCAGUCUUGUUCAUUAUCUAUUCAGACCCACUCAGGAACAGGAGAGCAAGCAAUACGAUCCAUGGAUCCAAGGUUGUCAAAAAUCUGUCUAUUUGAUCCAAUUCACCUUGCUGAUUGUUUUCCAAGUGUUUAUUGUCCUUCAAUUGAAUUCCAGUCUGAAUUGGUCAGCAUGUAAUAUAUUUAUCCCUUAUUUUGUAUAUGAAGGUAUUGCAUGGAUCCUGAAUGGAAUUAAGAUAUUGGUGGGCUGUUUAGCACUCGAUUCAAUGCUAGAAAGACAAAAGAUACCUGCUUUUAUAUUCUCUCAAUGUUGGUUUAGUGUAUUAAGGUUCUGUACGUUCUUGUUGAUUGCUUUACGUCUUGAUCAGUACAUCACUUGUUCUUGGGUCAUUGUGUUUAUACCCGUUUAUCUGACAGGGUUUAAAUGGGCUUUGGAAUUAGUCUAUCGAUACUGUGUUUAUUCACGUAUGACUCAGCCCGACAUAGCUCAACAGGGUAAAAUCACCGUGCUGGUUGGUGCUGUUGCAUUUAUGAUGAUAGGAAUUCUAAGCUAUGCUUUGAUUGGUCUGAUUGCAAGGAGAUUAGAUGGUGUCUUGUAUGUUCCAAUGUCAAGUGUAUUUAUUCCAUUAUUUAUUGUGCUUUCAUUCUGUCUAUGUUGUUCAGGUUGCUGUUUACCUUGUUUACUUCAAUUAUCUGUUGUUUCAGACUUGGAAAAUGCUGAAUGGACAAGGCGCUUUAUAGAUCCAAGUAAACGAAUUACUGGCUAAAUUUUGUAUAUUAUUAGGUAAAUCAUCGCCAAUCUUAUUGUGUCCUAAUCUAGGCACCACUUGCUUUGAUACUCUUUCUUCAAUUGGCUUAAAGACCUUGUCAAUCACGUGUUCAAUGGGUUCAUCAAACAAAUACGGCAAGACUGGC